Enhydra lutris kenyoni (northern sea otter) is the source of this 3692-nucleotide messenger RNA. RefSeq names its product ring finger protein 138. Lineage: Eukaryota; Metazoa; Chordata; Mammalia; Carnivora; Mustelidae. The transcript has 8 exons. The record is from RefSeq and is a predicted model, not a curated record. Bases 127 to 864 code for a protein of 245 amino acids.
GAAGACGCCGAGGGCGGAACCGCGGCCGCCUCGUGGAGGCAGAGUCGGGCCCCGGGCAGACACCGCCAGCUCGGCCGCUGUCGCCGCCGCCGCUGCCGCCAUCUCCUUGAUCCCCCACCCCCCGCCAUGGCCGAGGAACUCUCCGCAGCCACGUCCUACACCGAAGAUGAUUUCUACUGCCCUGUCUGUCAGGAGGUGCUCAAAACGCCUGUGAGGACCGCGGCCUGUCAGCACGUUUUCUGUAGAAAAUGUUUCCUGACUGCAAUGAGAGAAAGCGGAAUACAUUGUCCCCUCUGUCGUGGAAAUGUGACUAGAAGAGAGAGAGCAUGUCCUGAACGGGCCUUAGACCUUGAAAAUAUCAUGAGGAAGUUUUCUGGUAGCUGCAGAUGCUGUGCAAAACAGAUUAAAUUCUAUCGCAUGAGACAUCAUUACAAAUCUUGUAAGAAGUAUCAAGAUGAAUAUGGUGUUUCUUCUAUCAUUCCAAACUUUCAGAUCUCUCAAGAUUCAGUAGGGAACAGUAAUAGGAGUGAAACAUCUACAUCUGAUAACACAGAAACUUAUCAAGAGAAUACAAGUUCUUCUGGGCAUCCUACCUUUAAGUGUCCCUUGUGUCAAGAAUCAAAUUUUACCAGACAGCGUUUACUGGAUCAUUGUAACAGUAAUCACCUAUUUCAGAUAGUUCCUGUGACCUGUCCUAUUUGUGUGUCACUUCCUUGGGGAGAUCCUAGCCAGAUUACUAGAAAUUUCGUUAGUCAUCUAAAUCAAAGACAUCAGUUUGAUUAUGGAGAAUUUGUGAAUCUUCAGCUAGAUGAGGAAACCCAGUAUCAAACUGCUGUUGAAGAAUCUUUUCAAGUAAACAUCUGAAGGCUAUAGACAUCUCUGCAUCUUUGUACCUGCAAGUGCCAUCUUUAAGGGGAAAACUACAUGAAGUCACCGUUUCAGUAACUUGACGUGUAUAUUAAUAAAAGUAAUUCAGUCUGUUGAUUUAGUUUUUUAAUUAAAAAAUAAAGGUGGGCUAUCUGAAAACUUCAUCUUUUUGAUAAGUUAAAAAUGAAAGUUAGGACAUUAUCUUUAAAAAUAUUGAAAUGGACAAAAGGGAUUCCAUGUUGUACUUCUCUUUUUUUAUAUUACACAGUCUUAAAUUUUUCCUUAUGUUGCUUUUGGAAUUUGGUGCAGUUCCUCCCAUGGACGUUCUUGUACACAGGUAACACACAGUAGCACACUCUGAAAGAUGUGAUUGAUAGAAACCUACUAAAUCUGAGCCAGUUACCAGAGUUGCAGAAUGGAGACUUGAAGUGCUAAAUGAAACAAUCCAAAGGAAACUUUUUUAAUACAGAUUCUAGCUGAAGAAUCCAACUAUAAGAAAAUUGUAUUUAUAUAAUGUUUAGUAUUUUUGAAGACUAGUGAGAUUUCUUUAAUAAUUAUAACUCUUUAAAAAGUGAAAGUUCAUUGUAAAGGUAUUUCCUUUUUGCCUUAGAAGGAAAUACUAAGAGAAAAAUUUAUUUCUUAGGUGGGAGGUUGGUAAUUUCAAAUCUUGUUUGUUUGGCCGACUAAUUUGUAAGCCUAAAGUAUAUUAAGCAAAAUUAUAGCUCUUUGUCCUCAAAAUUUUCUAGCCGGUAUUUCUCUUUAGCUAAGAUGAAACUUUGACUAGAAACUCCCAGUUGGUGAUAUCAUAUUCUACAGGUAUGUUUAAAUGAAAGGUUUGGUUUCAUUUCAGUUUAGAAACUCAUUGAAAGCUAAAGAUGUGUAUGUAUAUAUGCAUACACUUUUUUAUGUAUUUACACACACAUAUGCAUGCAAUUUGUCAGGUUAUAUACAGAAUUUCUAUUAAGAUUUUAAAAAUGGACAAGCAAUAUGGGAUUGAAUAUCUGAUUUGAUUAAAAUUUUUUAUAUCACCAAAUUUUUAAAAAGUAACGGCCAAAUGCUAAGUGGUUUAGUUGGCUACUGUUACACCUUAAAGUUGAUUUACACACAUAAUUACCUUGUUUAUAUGGUGCUCAUUUGUUAUUCUCAAAGAUAAUGCAUGACUAUGAAGUAAUGAGAUUGAUGCUACCAGCCACUCUGUUUCACUACUUCUUAGUCAACACUGGGUUUGUUCUUAGUAUUUAUUAAUAAGAAUCAUAAAAUAACUUGUACUAGAAGGCCUAAAUCACAGAAUGAAAGAGGAAGUGUGUAUUAGCUGACAUUCCAUACUAAUAUGCAUUGUUUAUGUUUAUGCUUUCUUUAAAAUAACUAAAAGAACAUAAAAUCUCAGAAAUAGUUUGCUGCUAAUAUAUACAUAUAUUGUAUGAAAGGGUAUAUUUUGGUUUUGUUAAAACCCUUGUUGACUUUUCUACAGUGAACAUUUUUUUUAACUUGAUUUAAUAAAAAUGUUAAUUUUGAAAGUGGAGUUUUGUAAAAACCUUUUUCAGUCAAACAAUGACUAUGGUAGUAAUAACAAUCACCAAAAAGCCAUACAUCUUGAUGAGCAUAUGCCUUUGUUCUGUCAUUCGAAAGAGUGAUGUUUACUAUGUGCUUGAACAUUUUCUCUGCAGUUACAUGAGUGUAAUUGUAAGAAUAGCUGUUAAUGGACUCUUUUUAAAAAGAUUUUUGACCAUAGGUUUUUCCAGUUUAAAGCAAUAACUUUAUUACUUUCUUUCAAAGUUAAUACUUCUAGUAUAUCAAGUUUUAAACCAUUCUGAGAUUUGAGAACUUCUUUAAAGGAAAAUUGUAGUAGAGAUCAUCUUGAUGAAAUUGUGUUUGGAAGUUUGUGGAUUAGUUAAAUAUCAAUAAUAGUCUUGUGUGUCUUUCCUAUAAACUUUUCUUAAGGAAAAUAUUGCCUAUUUGCUAUUACCUGGGAACUCCUCAGUAUGGAAAUGUUUGUUUAAUCUCACCUUUUGUCAGUGGGUUAGGAAUGGGGACAAGCUUUACAGAUUUGCAGUUUAAAUUAAUGAGAAAGUCCUUAUUUUUAAUAUGCUUAUAGCUGAGUCAAAAUAAAGGAGGGAAACUAUUGAUUGCUGAUACCCAAAUUUCACAAUACCACUUCUAGGAAAGCGAUUUCCCUCAGCAAGUUACAGUUUAUGUUGUUAAACAGAGUCUUAUUUGAGAUGUAUUGCUUUAUUUUUCAAUUAAAAGUGGUUUUCUCCUACUUGUGUGUCUAAUUAAAAUUUUGUCUAGAGGCAAACAUGAUAGCAUUUAAUUCUCAUAACUCACCCUGGAAGACAUGUAGGAGAUAACUCAUUAUUUUGCUCUUGAAAAAGUGGAUAGGAGAAAGCUACCACAUGCUGAUGCUAUACGUUGCAUUUAACUUUAUAAACCUAUUCUAUCUUUAUUUCAAAUGUUAAUCAAUUUAUAAGGCUAUUUGUCAAGUGUUUAUGCCGCAAGAUUUUCAAAUCCUGUUAGCAACCAGGCAGAAAGCUAGUUAACUGGUUAAUAAACACUUUUAGAUGGAGAAGUUACCCUUAAGUAAGAUAUUAGGGUUGUAAGAACAUCUUGCCAAAUACAAUGUCAUAUACCUUUUGGGUUGCUUAAGAAGUAUUAACUAUAAUCUUCAUUGAAUCAUAACUUUUAUGGAAAUCUGUUACGGCUGCUGCUCAAAAGAAUAAACCUUUUGAGGAGCUGAUGACAUUUUAGCCUUUGUGACCCAGAAAACAUGUAAAUACAUGUAGUAUAAAACUGAUGAUAGAAACAUGAAUAAAGUACUCAUUCCAUGA